AUGAUAAAAAAAUAGAGUUUAUCUUCAAAGCCUCUAUCUUAUAUCCAAUUAUAUGACAAUGGGAGAAAUUCUUAUUGUAAGAUUCACUGUAUGAAAUAUGAAUAAUUUGAGUAUAGAAAUGGGAGGUGCUAUAUAUGCUGCUAUCAAAAAGAAUGCAAUUAAAAUAAUGAACCAUUAAGUAAUACUGAAAUUGUCAUGCUCUUACAUUAAAUUUUGGUGUAAUCGAUUUCAAACUAAUUUAAGUAGUAAUAAAAGUAAAGGAUACCUACUCUUAGAGAAGAUGUAAACAAAGCAAUUUAGCUGUAUUGUGAUAGGGCUAUUAAAAUUAUUGAUAAAAAUUGUGAAAAGUAAGAUCAAUUAAAUGAAAAAAUUAAAUAUAUUUUGAAAAAUCUCUAAAAUGAAAAUAUCCAUUAAUAAGCAUAUGAGAUUUUGAAAUUCUAAGAAUUGGAUUGUGUUAAUGUUAAAUUAGGAGUCAUUGCUACACUAACUAAAGAAUUUUAUAGAAUUCUAACCAAAUGUGAAAUACUUUAAAUUGCAUUAAUUCCAUAAUUUAAUAUGAUUAAUUUAUUUGCAACAAUGAAUACAGUGUUCUAAACAACUAAAUUUAAGUCUGAAAAAUGA
This is a messenger RNA of Paramecium tetraurelia, 621 nucleotides long. RefSeq lists its product as uncharacterized. NCBI's taxonomy places the organism in Eukaryota, Ciliophora, Oligohymenophorea, Peniculida, Parameciidae. The transcript has a single exon. The record is from RefSeq and is a predicted model, not a curated record.